Alligator mississippiensis (American alligator) is the source of this 5403-nucleotide messenger RNA. RefSeq names its product ALS2 C-terminal like (gene ALS2CL). NCBI's taxonomy places the organism in Eukaryota, Metazoa, Chordata, Crocodylia, Alligatoridae. Bases 480 to 3347 code for a protein of 955 amino acids. The transcript has 26 exons. The record is from RefSeq and is a predicted model, not a curated record.
CUCCAAACUGAAGCUAAACUGCAGUAACUUUCCUCCCUGUUUCAUUCGGGGGUAAAUCGCUGCAGGUUAGGAACAGACAGAAGAAACACUUACACCAUGACAGCUAAUGCUGAAUUGUGCUCCUGAAAGGCAAGUUUUCCCCUUCUGUACAUCUGUCCAUGCCCUCAGAGUUGCAUUUUUUUUUCUGGUUAGCAAUAUCUGCAAACCACACCCUGCAUUUCUUUCCCUUGGCUCUUUUCCCUGCUAGUCUUCUGUGACGUUAGCUGGCAAUGCUUGCUUUCUCAAGCAUGUUUAUCUCUGUCUAGAAAAGGAGGAAGCCCUGGGAAUGUGUUCACGUGGGUUCACCGCUGCGGCUUGGUACUUCCAUUUUGGGCAAAUCCUCCCGGGUGCCAGAUGUAGCUAGUUUGUGCUUAGAAGAGGAGGGGAGGUUUUCUGUUCCUCUGAAGAAGUGGGAUGUGGGCAGAGCUGCUGUGGCGGACAUGGGCACUGCUGAAGGAAUAACGUCACUUCUGCGAGCGGAAGAAACCUUCUCGGCUUGUCUAGCCCGGAUCGACUCCAUCAUUCUCAAGCCUAUGUUGCAAGCAGAGCCUUAUGAUCAGAAAGGAAAAGAAAACUUCAAACUCCUGCUGCUGUUGAAUGACCGAUUCCACGCUCUCUGGGACGUGACGGAGGACCACCACCGAGCACUAUGGCAGAAGUUCAGCACGUCCACGUCCGUCCACAUCCAAGACAUCUACAUCAUUUGGAAGGUGGACCUGUUUCUUAAGCACUACAUCCAGUACUUCACAACUUUUUCAAACUGUGUUGUAGUCCAGAGCUUUGACCAAGCUGCAAAGAAUAAGAGCGAAGUGUGGAAGCAUCACAAGACAGCGCUGAAGCAACUUCUCACAGAUGGGAUCCAAGAGACCUCCGUAUCCUUGGCCCUGCAUACCAUCCUCCAGAAACCCAUCCGAGAGCACGUCCAGCAGUAUUCCCUCAUCCUUACCAGGUUGAGUGAGGCCACCGGAAAGUGCCCUGAGAGAGACCUGAUUACCAGUGCCAUCAAGGAAUAUGCAAAUCUGCAGUCUUUCAUCAGCCAAGUGCUGGAUGAAGCCAGUUUGACCAAAGCCCUGUGGAAAUCCUUGGGGCACAAACUCACGGAUGCACUCUGUCUUCCUGAGCGCAAGCUGCUGGAGGACAGCAAAAAUCUUCCCAUUUUUGCCAGUACGGGCCGGUCGGACCAGGUACUGCUCUUCAAUGAUGCCCUAGUGCUCGUUCAGGGAAGCAGCUUUCAGAGUUUUGAUCUGAAGGUCUUGUGGGUCGAUGCAACCUGCGGGGAGAAGCCGGCCCCAGAACUGUAUAGUCUCCGCAUCAUUACGCCAGAAGAUACGUUCUUCCUCUCCACCAAGGAGCCACAGAUAAGGGCUGUCUGGCGGUGGAAGCUGAGUCAAGCAGUGCGUCAGGCACUGAACGGGAAGAGAGACUUCCCUUUAUGGAGCAAAGCUGGAGAAGGAAAUGAGCCUCCGAUCUGUCGCUGUUUCAAGCACAUCUUCCAGAUGGAGGGCAGGCUCAAGAACGCGGCAUACGAAGGAGAAUGGUGUUGGGGAAAACCGCAUGGCAAGGGGACGCUGAAGUGGCCCGAUGGACGUAACCACGUUGGAGACUUCAAAGAGGGCUUGGAACAUGGGUUUGGGAUCUGCCUUAUCCCUCGCGUGUCUGAAGAUCGCUUUGACUGCUAUAAAUGCCACUGGUUUGAAGGCAAAAUGAGAGGCUAUGGAAUCUGUGAGUAUGGAAAUGAGAUGGUCUACAAGGGCUACUUCAAGGAUGACCUGCGUCAAGGCUUUGGCAUCCUGGAAGGCACCUCAGCUGAGCAUCCCUUUAAGUAUACAGGGCAAUGGGAAAACGACAAGAAGAACGGCUAUGGAGUCUGGGAUGACAAAAACAGGGGGGAGAGAUACAUUGGGAUGUGGCAGGAUGACCAUCGGCACGGCCAAGGCAUUGUGGUGACUCAGUCCGGUGUUUGCUACCAAAGAACGUUUCACGCCGAUAAAAUGGUGGGCUCUGGGAUUCUGCUUUUGGAAGAUGACUCUAUCUAUGAAGGCAGCUUCACGGAAGAUCUGCUGUUCGUUGGGAAGGGAAAGCUGACCUUUGCCAAUGGCUUCACUCUGGAGGGCACCUUUAGUAACAAGUCGGGUCAAGGGCUGCAGACGCAGGGAGUCCUGAACACUUCCAGCAAUCAGCUGGGUGACAGAAUGAUCAAAAUUCAGUUGGGUCUUAACAAAUUCCCAGUGGAGACGAGAUGGCGGGGAAUCUACGACCAGUUUUUGGGGUUCGUUCACUCUGGCUGCAAAGAAGAAACUGAGGAGUCUUUCACGGGGUUUCACGUGCAGACAAGCAAGGAGCUACGGAAAUCUCAGGAGUAUCUCUGCUGCCAAAGGGGGGCUGAGGAUGUACCUGGGAAGAUGGAAGACAUCCUUGAAGAGCUAGUUCAGCAUCGCGAGCUGGAGCUGCUGCAGUGCUAUCUACAAAAGGUUCUGAAUUCUUCCCUCCACCCAUUAGGAAAGCUGCUGAAGACCCUGACAUUAGCCUUUCAAGCAACCUACUCUGGGACAGGGGCAAACAGACACCUACUGAGCAUGGCCCAAGAGGAGGUCAAGCACUAUGCAAAGAAAAUAUGGGAGUUUUACCAAGGUUUGCUACACUUGGCCCUGGAGCAGAAAGGCCACCCAUUGGCAGAGAUGGAAGAUGCAGAGACAAGCAACCUGAAUGCCUACGGCAUGAUUUUACCUCUGAUCCUGCCCUGUUUCUACCCGGAGCUUUUCAUGCUCUACAUGCUGUAUCAUGAAAAGGAAGAUGACCUCUACUGCCAAGGCAUUGUGGACCUGAGUUUGUUUUCUGACCUAAAGCUGCUGGAGUUCCUGGAAGUCCAGAAGCACCUGUGGCCCCUCAAAGACCUCACCCUAACAAACAAUCAGAGGCGCUCCCUGAUCAAAGAUAAGUGCUUCCUUUCCGCCACUGAAUGCCUGCAGAAAAUAAUCACGACCGUGGACCCCCGGGAAAAACUUGAAGUACUCCAGAAGACAUAUGAGGAGAUUGAAAGCACCGUGUCACGGGUGGUGGGGAAGGACUAUAAACUCCCAAUGGACGAUCUCUUACCGCUGUUUAUGUACGUUGUGUCACGAGCCAGUAUACAACAUCUAGGUGCAGAAAUACAUUUGAUCAGAGAUUUGAUGAAUCCUACUAAUGAAGGAGGGAUGUAUGACUUUCUGUUAACAGCACUGGAGUCUUGUUACGAGCACAUUCAGAAGAACAUCAAGCUCCAUCACAGAGAGACUUGGCAAUCGUCACGCGAUUCCCGACGUUUAUAAUCCAGAGGGCUCUGGUUUGUGCAUUUUGAUGGAAGGAUGUUAGGUGAAGGAACUGAGUCACUGCCACUCCAGUUACCUUUCCAAUGGGAAGAAUGCUUAUUUUGGACCCGAGCUUUUAUUUAUAAUACAAUAGCCUGGACUCGUUAAGAUACCACAAUCAAGACGCUUCCCUCCCAAAACUCUUGCCCUUGGUGGGACUUGGAUCUGUGCUCCUCUCCCUGACAAACAAUAAAGCAAAAAUGGACUUUAAUGCAACAGCCAAACUAUAACCAAAGCCACUGAAUAUUGGCCUGAAAUCCUCAAGCCUUCAUUUUUGUGUUCUGGGCAAAACCGUUUUCAGAACUACCCAUUCUGUGGAACGUGUAUUGAAAUCUUAGCAUAUUUCCCCCUUCAUUUUACAAGCGGCCUCUGCCCUAUAAUCCCAUUUUUAACGACUCUCGUUUUUAUGUAUUUAUUUUGCACUGGCAAACUACCCAAAGAGGGAAAAUGUAUUUAUCGAAACCAUAAAAUGAAGCCGAAAGAGCUGACCAAAGCUGCAUGCCUAGAACGGAUCCGUGGAUAAACUCAGCUGCAUGGAAACAGAAAAGGUCCCUCUCCUUCCCCCAGUAACUCUUCAUGAAAUAGUGAAGCUGAAUUUCAUAGAUUUCAUAGACAUUAGGGCUGGAAGGGACCUCGGAAGAUCAUCGAGUCCAGCCCCCCGCCCAAAGGGCAGGACGUCAGCUGGGGUCAUAGGAUCCCAGCAAGAUAAGCAUCCAGUUUCAUCUUGAAGGUGUUCAAUGAAGGCGCUUGAACAACCUCCGGCGGCAGGCUGUUCCAGACCUUGGGGGCUCGGACAGUAAAGAAAUUCUUCCUUAUGUCCAGCCUGAAACGAUCUUGUAGUAGUUUGUGACCAUUCGUCCUCGUCAUCCCUUGGGGCGCUCUGGUGAACAAACGUUCCCCCAGAUACUGGUGAACACCCCUGAUAAACUUGUAGGUGGCCAUCAGAUCACCCCUGAGCCUGCGCUUUUCCAGGCUAAAGAGCCCCAGGGCUCUCAGCCUGUCAUCGUAGGGUCUGCUUCCCUGACCUCUGAUCAUGCGCGUGGCUCUUCUCUGGACUCUCUCAAGCUUCUCCACAUCCUUUUUGAAUUGUGGAGCCCAAAACCGGACGCAGUACUCCAGCUGCGGCCUCACUAAGGCCGAGUACAGGGGGAGAAUGACGUCCCGGGAUUUGCUUGAGAAGCAUCUAUGGAUGCAAGCCAGCGUUUUGGUCGCUUUACUAGGGUUACUGAAGGCUGCGUGAAGCUGAAAGGAGGAUCGCGCCCCAUCCUCUUGGCCAGACAGGCUGAGCCAGACCCUCUCUGCUCCAACUCUGCUGCAUUUUGAAAGCUGCUAUGGACUAAUUUCCCUUGUUUGCUGCUGUUUAAUUGUAAAUUAUUAUUUCCCCUUGCUUCCUGCUGAACCCUAUUUAACUUCAGGGAUGUCCCCGUCUAAACUCUUCUGUGCCUUGUAUAAACAGGCGUUGCUCAGCUCUGUAGAUGCAUAGAUAAUACAAAGGAGACAGAAUAUCCUGCAGCAAAAGAUCUCUGCAGUUCUGUAAAGGAACCAACCAAACCCUUUUUAAAAUACAUCACCUCCUGCACUUACUGUCUGGUGGAAACACCCUGAUCUUCCGGGAAUACAAUUUCAUGCUGAUGCAUCCUCCCUUUGAAAUGGAGCUUUAUGGGAUGAUAUCAGGACAGAGUUUGACUUGCUUCUAUAGUGCCUUUUUUUUUUAAAGGCAUCCUGUGUAUAUAGAAUAUUGCACUGAAACCAAAAUACACUAAAUAGGAAUCUGUCCAAGUUGGAUAUCAGAGCAAAAGCUCUAUUUAACUGGAUUUGAACCUGAUUUUUUUUUUAAGUCUGACGUGAAAUUGUCCCAUAUUUUUAUAACGAUGCUAGACUGUCACCUCAUGACUAUCGCAAGCUGUGUGUGCUGUUACGUGAGUUGAAACUGUUUUAUAUCAGAUUGACUCGGGACUCUUCUUAAUGUGUGUUUUAUAUUUGUAUGUAAAUAAACCCUAUUUCUAUUUUUAAAGAG